Messenger RNA from Saimiri boliviensis boliviensis (Bolivian squirrel monkey), 2949 nucleotides. It is a transcript of the gene SLC10A7, whose product is annotated as solute carrier family 10 member 7. The record is from RefSeq and is a predicted model, not a curated record. Lineage: Eukaryota; Metazoa; Chordata; Mammalia; Primates; Cebidae. Gene Ontology annotation, cellular component: plasma membrane.
GUAUUCGGAGGCGCGUGGUAGUGAUGGCGGCGCUCAGUGAGACUUUCCUGUCACUGGAUACUACUACUCCCAACCCUCCUCAAAGCCGCCGGAGCAACCCCCAGGUCUUUAGUUUACAAGUGGCAAUUUGACUUGCUCUGCUGCAUGUCUGGAGGGACCAAGGAAAGUGUGGAGACGCUCCAGGGAUUAGGUGAUCGCAGCUUGAAAAGAAAAAAAGCCAAACAAAUAAACAAAACCCACCCACCCUAACAAAUAUGAGGCUGCUGGAGAGAAUGAGGAAAGACUGGUUCAUGAUCGGAAUAGUACUGGCGAUCGCCGGAGCUAAACUGGAGCCGUCCAUAGGGGUGAAUGGGGGACCAUUGAAGCCAGAAAUAACUGUAUCCUACAUUGCUGUUGCAACAAUAUUCUUUAACAGUGGACUAUCAUUGAAAACAGAGGAGCUGACCAGUGCUUUGGUGCAUUUAAAACUGCAUCUUUUUAUUCAGAUCUUCACACUUGCAUUCUUCCCAGCAACAAUAUGGCUUUUUCUUCAGCUUUUAUCAAUCACACCCAUCAAUGAAUGGCUUUUAAAAGGUUUGCAGACAGUAGGUUGCAUGCCUCCGCCUGUGUCUUCUGCAGUGAUUUUAACCAAGGCAGUUGGUGGAAAUGAGGCAGCUGCAAUAUUUAAUUCAGCCUUUGGAAGUUUUUUGGGCAUCGUUAUAACACCCCUGCUACUGCUGCUUUUUCUUGGCUCGUCUUCUUCUGUGCCUUUCACAUCUAUUUUUUCUCAGCUCUUUAUGACUGUUGUGGUUCCUCUCAUCAUUGGACAGAUUGUCCGAAGAUACAUUAAGGAUUGGCUUGAGAGAAAGAAGCCUCCUUUUGGUGCUAUCAGCAGCAGUGUACUCCUCAUGAUUAUCUACACAACCUUCUGUGACACGUUCUCUAACCCAAAUAUUGACCUGGACAAAUUCAGCCUUGUUCUCAUACUGGUCAUAAUAUUUUCUAUCCAGCUGAGUUUUAUGCUUUUAACCUUCAUCUUUUCAACAAGGAAUAAUUCGGGUUUCACACCAGCAGACACAGUUGCUAUCAUUUUCUGUUCUACACACAAAUCCCUCACAUUGGGAAUUCCAAUGCUGAAGAUAGUGUUUGCAGGCCAUGAGCACCUCUCUUUAAUAUCCGUACCCUUGCUCAUCUACCACCCAGCUCAGAUCCUUCUGGGAAGCGUGUUGGUGCCAACCAUCAAGUCUUGGAUGGUAUCAAGGCAGAAGAAACUGCUCCAAACCAGGGGGCCACUGGCUAACUUGAAUAAUCCAGAAGGCUUGGAAUCUCUAUCCAUCAAAUUUGGCCAUUAGAAUAAACACCAAGAGUCCAUCCUCCAGGGAGUGAAGCUGACGAGGCCGACAGUAUAACAAAGGAGCUGGACUUUCUAUAGCCAUGUAUAUAUGUACAGGAUUGUACAUACUAGCAAUUCUGAAGACUUGUACUUGUGAAUGUUGCCUCAAUGCAUAUUUUAUUUUUUUACAUAAAUAUAUGAUAUACGUGUUUAAGUGCCUUAAAAUGUAUUUGACAAGAGCAUUAUUUCCAAAAUAUGCUUUGUUGAUUACUGCCAGGGGUGGUACAAUAUUUGGGGGUUAAUUUUUUUUUUCCUAACGCAGGAAUCAGUCAUGGUAAGUGAUAAAAGGCAAACGUGCUCUCCCUGCAGCACGUUUUGUGCAGUACAACCCUAUAACAGUUACUGUAAUGUUUGAAAUGAGGUCACACCAUCAGGAAAAUGCCCUUCUGAUGACAGUGAAAAUUUCCAAAGUCUUAUUCACGCAUACUUUGAUUUACUGUGUGAUUCUUUUUUUCUACGACUGUGACAUGCCUCUUCCUUAUCAACUCAGCGGGGGUCAUAGAUCGAAUAGAUGCUGAAAAGCAUAAGAUAUAUGCAUUCCUUGACAUCAUUUUUAAAGACAUUCCUUCAAAUAGUUUCCCCACAGAAAUUCCUCACUCCCAUUAUGAGAGAUUGUGGUGUUAUAUGUCUUAAAUUUAUUAUAAGCUGCUUCAAAGAAAGGGCCUGAAUGUUUGAGUUAUGAGUGAAAUUAUGUAAAAUUUUGAGUUAAACUCUGUGAUUUGAUUUUCAGGGUCUUUAAAAUAUAUCUUAAUAUGUUCUUCCCUCUUUAUUUGAUAAUUUCUUUCUUAUACUUACACACUCAUAACAGCCAAAUAUGAGGCACAAAAAUGUUACAAUCAGUUUGAAAGCAGCAACAAUUAAUGGUGGAUUCUAUUCACAUUCCACAAGCCAGACCAAAUCUUUUUCCUGUUACACAGAUGUGCUGACCACCUUGCAUAUUGCCCCUGUUAGCCAGAAGCAGCCUGUUACAUCCUGGAAUUAAGCACACUUAUGACAUUUGAGACAAUUUAUUAAUGAAAAUUUCCUGGGCAGGUUUGAGAAAUGUUGGUAAUUUUUGUAAAGUUAAAUCGUAUUGCUCUUAUCAAUAACUGAAAAUACAAAGGUCAUGGAUGCAAACAAAUGUUACAUAUACGUGUUCUGUCUCGCCAGAUGAAAAGAACAUGCAAAACCAUUUAAUAACCAAAAUAGCAAGUCAAAUUAGUUCCCAGUUGGGCAUCAGCUUUCAAAUGAGUAUCCAAUAUUUGCUUCUGCUACAGCUGCAGGAACUGUAACUGGACCCAAAUAGAGAAUGAAGCCGCGUUUGGAACUGCGGGAACACUUCUCUGUGUUUCCUGCGUGCCGUCCUGUCACAUCCUCUUACACGUCCUCUCUGAUUUGACAGACAAUAUUGGCAUCCUGGGUCUCACUGGGGCCAUGCUAUGUCCUCAGCAGCUGUUUUUGUUGUUUGGUUGUUGUGCCCACAACAAAAAGUCAUUCCUUAGAAACUUACCAAGUUUAUCUGCAGUGUAACUUUAUACUAUUGUUACUACCAGGUCUCAUCUUUUGUCAAUGUCGAUGAAUAUAUUUCACGAGAGUUA